This is a messenger RNA of Prinia subflava (tawny-flanked prinia), 11795 nucleotides long. It is a transcript of the gene JAKMIP2, whose product is annotated as janus kinase and microtubule interacting protein 2. NCBI's taxonomy places the organism in Eukaryota, Metazoa, Chordata, Aves, Passeriformes, Cisticolidae. Gene Ontology annotation, molecular function: microtubule binding; kinase binding. The transcript is spliced from 21 exons. The record is from RefSeq and is a predicted model, not a curated record. The coding region runs from base 288 to 2750 and encodes 820 amino acids.
CAGCCUCGGCCGUGGGGCGGCGGCGCGGGCCUCAGCGCCGGCGCGCAGGAGGCGGCGGGGCCAGUGCGGGCGCUGGAGCCGCCGCGGCGGCAGGAAGAUGGAUGCGCCGUGCUCAUCCCUCGCCGCUCGGCAUCUUUCCCUGGCGGCACGGGCUUCCAAAGCAGCUGAGUCCAGGACCUUAAGGAAUGUCACACAGUAGCUGCUGAACUAACUGGCUCUGAAAGGAACAGAAAAAGAUGACAGUCCAUAUUUGAAAUAAACACGUGGACUCUUGCCGAUAAGAAAUCAUGUCAAAAAAAGGACGGAACAAGGGCGAAAAGCCUGAGGCACUGGUUGUUGCCCUGCAGGCUGCCAAUGAGGAACUCAGGACUAAGCUAACAGACAUUCAAAUUGAGCUGCAUCAGGAGAAAUCUAAGGUUGCUAAACUUGAACGAGAGAAGACUCAAGAAACGAAGCGUAUCCGCGAAGUGGAGCAACGCAAGCAGACCGUGCAGAUCACAGAGCUAAAAGCCAAACUCCAUGAGGAGAAAAUGAAGGAGCUGCAGGCUGUGAGGGAGAACCUCAUCAAACAGCACGAGCAGGAGAUGACGAGAAUGGUGAAAGUCCGAGACAGUGAAAUCCAGCGCCUCAAGUCAGCGCUGUGCGCACUGCGGGAUGGGAGCAGUGAUAAAGUACGGACAGCGCUCACUAUUGAGGCUCGUGAAGAGGCCAGAAAACAGUUUGACUCUGAGCGCCUUAAGCUUCUGCAGGAAAUUACUGAACUGAAAUCUGCCAAAAAGCAGGUAGAUGAGGCCCUUAACAAUAUGAUCCAGGCCGAUAAGAUCAAGGCAGGCGAUCUUCGGAGUGAGCAUCAGUCCCACCAGGAAGCCAUUUCCAAGAUCAAAUGGGAGAGUGAAAGGGAUAUUCGGCGCCUGAUGGAUGAGAUCAAGGCUAAAGACAGAAUCAUAUUUUCAUUGGAGAAAGAACUGGAGACACAGACAGGCUAUGUGCAGAAGCUGCAGCUGCAAAAGGAAGCUCUGGAUGAACAGCUCUUUUUGGUGAAGGAGGCAGAAUGUAACAUGAGCAGCCCCAAGAGAGAGAUCCCAGGAAGGGCUGGAGAUGGUUCGGAGCACUGCAGCAGCCCUGACUUGCGCAGAAACCAGAAGAGGAUAGCAGAGCUGAAUGCCACGAUUCGGAAGCUGGAAGACCGGAACACGCUGCUUGUUGAUGAACGAAAUGAGCUGUUGAAGCGUGUCCGAGAAACUGAGAAACAAUGUAAACCUCUUCUGGAAAAGAACAAGUGCCUCACGAAGAGAAAUGAUGAACUUAUGCAGUCUUUGCAGCGCAUGGAAGAUAAACUCAAAGCAGUCACUAAAGAAAAUAUAGAAAUGAGAGAAAAAAUAACAUCACAUCCUCCUCUAAAGAAAUUAAGAUCUCUCAACGACCUGGAUCAGGCUAAUGAGGAACAAGAAACGGAAUUUUUAAAGCUUCAGGUCAUAGAACAGCAGAACAUAAUUGAUGAGUUAACAAGGGACAGGGAGAAACUCAUUCGUCGGAGAAAGCAUAAAAGGAGCUCAAAACCAAUCAAGAGACAUGUGGUGGAUACAGUUUUUGGGUAUGAUGAUGAUUCUAUGGACUCUGAAACAUCCUCUGUGGCCUCGUAUAGAACAGACAGGACACCAGCAACCCCAGACGAUGAUCUGGAUGAGGGCUUAGCUGCAGAAGAGUCAGAGCUGCGGUUUCGACAACUGACAAAGGAGUACCAGGCCCUGCAGAGGGCGUAUGCCCUGCUCCAGGAACAGACAGGAGGGGUCAUAGAUGCUGAAAGAGAAGCCAGGGCUCAGGAGCAACUUCAAGCUGAGGUCCAGAGGUAUAAAGCCAAAAUAGAAGAUCUGGAGAAAACUUUGGCUCAGAAAGGGCAAGACUCACACUGGGUGGAAGACAAGCAGCUUUUCAUUAAGAGGAACCAAGAACUGUUAGACAAGAUAGAGAAAACGGAAGCUGAAAACAACCGUCUGCAACAGGAGCUGCAGGAUGCACGAGACCAGAACGAGCUGCUGGAGUUCCGCAACCUUGAACUGGAGGAAAGAGAGAGACGGUCCCCACCGUUUAAUCUCCAGAUUCACCCAUUCUCAGAUGGUGUGAGUGCUCUACAGAUCUACUGCAUGAAGGAAGGUGUUAAGGAUGUCAGCAUCCCAGACCUUAUAAAGCAGUUAGACAUCCUAGGUGAUAAUGGGAAUUUAAGGAAUGAAGAACAAGUGGCCAUAAUUCAGGCUUCCACGGUAUUGUCCUUGGCAGAAAAGUGGAUCCAGCAGAUUGAGGGAGCUGAAGCUGCUCUGCACCAGAAGAUGAUGGAACUGGAAAGUGAUAUGGAACAAUUUUGCAAAAUAAAAGGUUAUUUGGAGGAAGAGUUAGACUACAGGAAGCAAGCUCUUGAUCAAGCAUACAUGAGGAUCCAGGAGCUUGAAGCCACCUUGUACAAUGCUUUGCAGCAAGAAACAGUGAUAAAGUUUGGGGAACUACUCACUGAAAAACAGCAGGAAGAGCUGCGGACAGCAGUAGAAAAGCUAAGACGUCAGAUGCUGAGGAAAAGCAGAGAAUAUGAUUGCCAGAUUCUUCAAGAGAGGAUGGAGCUGCUCCAGCAGGCUCAUCAGAGGAUCCGAGAUUUAGAAGAUAAAACUGACAUCCAAAAGAGACAAAUUAAGGAUCUGGAGGAAAAGUUUCUAUUUCUAUUCUUGUUCUUCUCUCUUGCCUUUAUUCUUUGGCCUUGAUGUCAAUGUGCCUCUUGGAAAGGUAAGACUGUUUUAUUUAUUUCCUCAAAGCUAGCACUUCUUGCACAGAGUGGAGGAUCACAUCCUUGUGUGUUCUUGUGGAUGUUUGGAGUCAGCGAAUACAGCAGGUUGUUGUUAAUUUGUAAUAGUUCACAGUAGGGGGUUGUCAUACUGCUGAGUUGCUGGUGAUGUUGUGCUAUUCAUAAUUGUAAAAAUAAAAGCUAAUGAGGAAUUUCACAGUGUCAAAAAGCUAAGGGGAUUGCAAGGGAAAUUCAGUGUUGGUGUUUGCAAAGGGAUGCAGAUGGAAAACAGUUAAAAUAACCUCAACUGUAAGCACACUCUGAACUAAUACUCAUGAAAGAUUUUAAAACAGGUAGAGCUCUGUGUCCAGCCGCAGGAAAAAUACAAAGAAGGGCAAGGAAGAAUGAUCAGCUGCUGAGAGACAGAGAAAUGGAAGGAUUUUUCUGGUUCUGGCUCAGGAAGUGACACUGAUUGGAGGAGGUAUUGGAGAGAUAUAAAAAAUUUGUCAUAGACUGUAUGGACAGACAGCUUGCUAUUAUUCUAAUACAGACAGUUACUGUGUGAUAAGCUUGAGAUAAACAAAAAAUUGUAGUUCAGGAUACAGGUUGUAAAGAAGUCUGUCACAGUAUGUUUAGCAUCUGAAAGUGCAGAGUUCAGAAAGUAAUGGGGAAAUAAAUCAGAGAAGUAUAAUGGUUCCAUUUUUCUCUGUGGCUAUCCACUUCUGGAACAAGGAUGCUGGGCUAGGACAACUUUUCUUUUGAUCCAGGAUAACAAAAGUAGAACAUAGCCUAGAAAACAUAAUGUUAAAGCCUCAAGAACUUGUAAUGACAGAGCAUAAUUUCCUGAUUUGGGGACAGACCCAUAUCAUUAAAUCUCUCACUCUCUUGGCUCUGGCUUCAGCUGUGUCAAUGAAUAAUUCCUCCACUCUGCACUUGAGACAAACUGAAAUACAGUUGUGUGAAAGAUGUUCUUCCCUUCCACCAUUUGUAUCAAGUCAUUCUUAGUUUUCAGAUACAAUUCAAGGUAUUGAUUAUAAUUAAGUGGCAUGGGUCCAGUUUGGUGGGUUUUCCUUUUCCCUUUAAGGAAGAGCCACUACUUUGUGUUUCAUUUCAGCUAGAUCAAAGCUUUCAUUUGCAGUUUUGUGCUGAUGCAGAGACAACUCUCAGAAUUAUCCACAUCAGCUGGAAUCCACUGCAUCUUGUUUGGCCAGACCUCAAAAUGAAUGGGCUGAAGGAGCAAUAUACAUAGAGGCUGGCUUGAAUGAGGAGCCACCCAUAGGGAAGUAUUAGGAGAAAUGUGGACAGAUCAGAGAUCCCAGCUCUUGUAAACAACAGUCAAUAUCACUAUUAAGUUGCUGCUGUUUAAAACAUACUGCCUUGAUCCAGGGAUCAUGAAACACAUUAAGUUAUGACUGCAUAAUUAAUUGUGUUCCUACUGCAGGAUUUCUGAGAACCAUGGUCCAGCAUGGUAUGGCUGUGAGAUGUUUUAAGUGGCUGUGACUGGUGAAAGUUUGACUUUGCAGUUUCUUGCAUAUUCAUAAUGGAGAAAAAACACCAGAAAUUCUUCUGAAGCAGCAAAUUAUGGACAGAAUAGGUUUAAGAAGCCAAGGUUUUCACAGUACACAGUAGUAGCAAAUAACAUUAUAUGACUGUGUCUUUUGCUGUACCACAGAAUCAUGAGUCCAGAAUAAGCAGUCAAGCGAGAGGGAGAUACCAAAUAAAAAGAAUUCUUGGAUUUAAAAAAAAUCACAAGAAGUGGUAGUGACAUCUGCAAGAACCUGUCUACGUAAUUUUUUUCUAUUUGCCUGUACUGUUGUCCUUUUUCAGUUCUUAUCACAACUAGAACCAUUGUGCAGCAUGUGAGAAAAACUUGGGCAAUAAGUUCAGAGUUUUCUGUAUAUAGAGUUUGCCACCUACAUUUUCCGCCAGUGUGGGUAUGGUGUUGGUUCUCUAGUGAGUAUUUGCCUCUUCUAUUACAGCUACAGAAUUGGUGAGAAGCUUAUACAUCCCAGUUUUACCAGGUCUAAUCUCCUAAUACCAUUUGCUGAUAACACGCCUUUUUGGCCUAAUUUGAGGGCAGGUAUUGGCUGAUGAGAAAAGCUAAUGAUAUGCCUAAGGUCAGAACUCUGUAUUUUUCCUAGUUCUAGGAGUUUUGCUAUUUUUCACAUAGAGUCAUUGUGCUUCCAUGGACUGCUGUGUCCUAUUCAGCUCUUGCUCUCCCCUAAGCUGAUGCACACCUUGCUGUUGUGUUCCUUGAACAGGACUAAUAGUCAAAACAAUGUAAACAUUUCUGUGCUGUCUGUAGGGCUGACACAACCGUCCCAGCUGCACAACUGACUGACGUCAUUGCACGGGAAUUUACGUGGGUCCCUUAGGGACUGUGUCAAGACUUCACUUCCCUCCCCAUGCCCUUUCUCUCCCCACUCUCCACCCCCCAUUCUGGCCCAACCUCCUUCAAUGGGUUUUCCUCAUUUUACAUAACAUCUAAGGUUUAGCAGGUGUAAAUCCCUUUGGGAUCACUUGAGCCCCGGAAGGCUGCUCUAACUGCAAUGCCAAGAUGAGUUUCACUCAUCGAAUUCAUUGUUGCUCCAUAGUGGCUGGUCCCUGGAGCACACAGGAGUCCAGUUCCUCACAGAGAGGAUGAGAAGCAUCAGCAGGAGCUGAAAUGUGGUUUACAGCCCCAGAAAGCCUGCUAGGCAGUUGUGGCACUCUUAGGACCACCCAGGAAAUGAAGGAUUCUUUUGCCUUUCCCAUCCUGCUUUUACAUAUUUGGCUUCAUGAACGUCAGGUAGGGAUCAACAAGAUAGAUUAUGGUGAGCUGAGUGACAGAGGAAGGAGCCAUGACAGUGGUGGAGAUGCAGUGAUUUAGAGAAUCGACAUUGACUAUGAAAGUGGAAACAUCUUAUGGGUGAGGUGUGUGUGGGGGAUAUAUAAACUCAAUGCUUUUCCAGAGGAUCUGCACUGCUUUGAACUCCCUUGAACUGUAAAGACAGCUGCAGCAGGCCCAGCAUCACAGCACGCAUGAUAUCUGUAGAGUGUUUUACCAAGGCCAGUCACUCCACAGGUGCAAAGCAUCAAGUCUUGUAGCAGUUCCUCAAAAACAAGGUAAUGGUAAGCUCCUCAUCCCCUGCCUUCACCCCUGUAUUUUCCUCUGUGGGAUCCUCUCCCCUCAAUACCUGAGGGAAAAUCUCCAGACACAAGCAAUUUGGGAAUGGCAAUGGCAAGGUGGAGACAGAUUUUAGCAAAAUCAUAUUUUCUGAGGCUGGAAUACAUGGAAUUGGAGAGAAUAACUAAUAUUGAUUUGUGUUGUCCAAUUGCAUUAAAAAACACCUGCCUAGCCAGGUGAUUUAAUCCAGCAAAGGAGAGCAUGGCAUGGGGAGUGUGCCAUCAGCAUUUCUUCUUACAACUAUUGACCUAUAUGUAUUGUCAUAUAUAUAUAAUAUGCUAUAUCUAUUGCAACAUUACUUUACUUCCACUGGAUACAAGUGAACUGUCUUAGCCUUAUUAGAGACUUCAAACAGAUCCCUGACAAAACAAGUGAAAAGCCCAGCUCAUCCUAGGGAGCCACUUUAUGGUGUGAAGUCUUAGGUUUUGUUCAUACCUUGGUGCGGUUUAUCCUUUACCAAUCUUUUAACCAGCAGAGAGAAACCCACAGUGUGGUUACAGAUGAUAUUUUCUGGUUUCCUUCUCACCCACAGUGAACACAGGAUUCACUGUUAUACUGAAAUAACAAAGGACAAGAAUGUGCAAAUAAAGGAAACCAUGUGCAGCAGAUACAGUAUCCAGACCAGAAGAUCUCUAAUUCCUGUAUAUGUGGGAUUUUCCUAACUGUAUUUUCUCUGUGCUUGUGAACAUACGUAUUCACUUGUUUGUGAUCACAUAAGGAAGUGCGGUCUGUGUGGAUUUUGCACCCAGUGAAUUUUACUAUGUAGGCUUGAAUGCUGAGAUAACAAAGGCAAAAUAUGACCUUUUUUUUCCUGGUCUCAAACCUGAGAAGAAAAGUUCUUUUCCAUAGGUAGGAUAGGCUUUCUCAGAACAGCAGUUUCUGUUUGCCUCAGUUCUGCAUUAGCCAAAAUUCCAGGCUUGCUUUGACACUGGAUAUUGCAAGGAUAUUGCCUGCUACCAUGGCACUUGUUAUGGAUGAAUUUUAGGCAGCUUUAGUUCGAGAGUCAUUGAAACAUAUGCAUACUGCUCAUGUGAAAAUGCCCAUGGGACCUUUAUGCACCACAGGGCUGCACUUUGUGGGGUUUAAAUGGACAAAUUUAGCAAAAUACACAGAUUUCUCACAAAUGCUUUUUGUACAGACAAAACCAGUUUCACACUGAUAGCUGUAAGAACUGACCUUUUCAGCUUCCUGACUGAUAGAGUGCAUCUUGGCAAAGUUGGGAUAGGUAGAGGAACUUAACUUAGAUUUUAUCUGAUAUAGGUGUUCUCUUUUUUUUUUUUAACUUUUAGAGUGACCGACCACACAGAUAUGUCCUUAUAAAGGCAAAUGCUUCCACCCCUCGAUGAAGAGAAUAUUGUUUACACCUAUUUUCAAAAGUAUAAAAAUGAACAACCUGUAGCCAAGACUGCAAUCACCUUGUAUUUUAAAGCCAUCAUUCAAAAUUUGUUACGUGACAGUUCCUGUCUAAAGCUAUGAUAUAUGCUGCAUCUAAUGAAAUCCCGUAUGUUGAAAUUAUAAAAGGGGAAGAAAAAUAACAACCUACAUCACCUAGGAAGAACUUAAAGGGAAGGAACCACUUUCAGUGGAUCAAGUCAGUGUGUCUUGGGCAUGGAACCAAAGUUACAAUAGAAAAACCUAUUCCUGCUGUGCAGGGCAAUCAUUUUAAUGUCACCCUGUCAUCUGACAAAUGGAUCAAAAAUGAACAGAUCAGAGUAGGAGAAACUCAAGAGAUGCUUGCAACAAAGUGCUUGAUUUCAAGUAUGUGGCUUUCUCACUGCAGGAACUCCUGCUCUCCCUCUUUGGUUUUAACCUCAGGAACAAAUGACAGCUGUAAUGUGGAAAGAAGAAAGGAAAGAAGAAAAACAGUCUGGGUUAUUGGAGGGCGGGCAGGACAAGUCCAUGUUUUGUGCUUGAGAACAUAGCACAUCACCACCUGCCUUGGCCAAGGAAUGGAAGAAGAGGGUGUCUGGCAUAAGGAGGGUUUCCAGUGGAGUUGAAGCCUUACCUCUCUUCACCAUCCCUCCAUGGCGAACAGCCUGUCUAUUAUCAGACACUUUCCAUACUCUUUAAAGACUGCCACUGAGAUAAUAAUGACUCUACUUGGUUUCACUGUAGAAUAACCACUGAGGAUCACUGAAUUGGACCUACAGAGUAGCUUCUGAGAAAGAAAUGUUGGAGGGCAGGGAGGAAGGCUAAUCCCCUUAUCCACGUGACAUGAUUCACAAAGCAUCAGCUUCCAACUGUUUUGUCCCAGCUUGGAAAAAGUGGUUUGGUUCAGCUUGUCAAUUGGCUUUGUCAGUUGGCUUCCUAAUCAAUGGUACAUAGACCAAAAAUGGGGAAAAACUUUGUGAACAUGACCUUAUUACAAGUAAGAAGUAUUGCUAGUCUGUUUAGAUUUUUCCACUCUUAAAAGUAACUAGAAGUAGUUUUCAUUACGAAGCAUUACUUACCUCUGUAAUCACCAAGCAUGGAACCCAGCCAUGGUGCCUCCCUGAGGUCAUAGUACUCUGUCAGAAAUGUAGGUCCAUGCAUCCCAGUACUCUUUCAGAAACAUCUCUGAGGAGCAUAAUGCCUGCAGCAAUCACUGUGAGGGUUCUGUGCCGAGGGAAGCAUUGCAGCCAGUUGCACCCACCCUCCCUUUCUCACUGAUGGACUGACAGUGCACUUCUCAGUGCCUCUGGUUUCAUUUCCUAGGAAAUGGAGUCCUGCCUGUUGAGACUUGGGGUUCCAAGGCUCUGUCUUUGGUAAUGGAGCCUUAAUUUUAGCUGGAAGAAAUGGAUUUCUGUACUACAAACUAGAAAAUUAAGGGCCAGAAUACAGCUUGUGCAUUACUUACACCUUCAAAGCAGGGAUCACAUGUACCAACAUCUUACGCACAUCAGAAGCUUGUAAAGUGUUUUUUCAAAGACCUACUCCUUUGGUUGUCUGUUGCUUUUACAGGCAAAGCAGCUGAGGCAGAAAGCAGUGAGGUCACUUGCCAGAGCAACCUAGCACAUCAAAAGCAGUUCCUUAGCCAUAGGAGAGAGGAAUUUCCUCUAGUAUCAAGGAUGCCUGCCCCUCACAGAUACCUUUUUUUUGGGCCAGAAUAGCUUUUAAUCAGUGAUGUCCAUUUGCCCAACUGCAUUACAAUUCUGGGCUAAGUUUCUGCCCAAAGACUGCUAACUUCCUUAUUUCUUGAGUGCCAGAAGAUAGUGUUAAGCCUUCCAUCAAAGAGCAGAAGUUACUAGGAAGUGAUUUUUUUUCCUGCUCCUUAUAAUUAAUUUAAAUUAUAUAAUGACCACAUCCUCUUGAAACACUGGUUCAGCCAAGAGGUCUGCUGGGUUCUGGCAUCAAGCUGCGUGUUUGCUGGUUCAUUUUUUAUGAAAUAUGCUUGUAGGUAGAUAUGUUACCUGGCUGCAGGCACAUUGCAUGCUUUUUGUUCAAAUUCCUUUUCCCUAGCAGAAGACUCUGUGAAUAAGGUCGACCCAAAUGUACAGGUGCUUUCCACAAGCUCUGGACUCAGACCCUGGAAGAGUGGUCCCACUCCUGUGAGCUGGAGUUCACUGAGAAGCUUAACAGUGUGUUAGCUACAAAGAGGGCGCUUUCUGGUUAUUCCUUCUUUCCACCUCACUCUUUUCUCCUCUGUUGCAGCAUCAGGUAAUUUCAUACCUUCAGGCUGCUUUCUGCAGUGUUAGGGCUGUCAGUUAAAGCACUGAGUUCUUGCCAGGAGAAUGAGCAGCACUUCUUUUCAGUGAUGGUGCAAUAACUUCCACCACUGGUUUGGUUUAAAAAAAAAACCAAAAAAGUCCUAGAAACGUUUAUUUCAGGCAAUUUUACAGAAGGUUUAUGGCACAGAUACAAAUACAGUUUCACAACAUACCUGGCUGGUCUUGUAGCAGGCUUCAUAAUUUACACUCCUUGAGCCAUGUUAUCUUAUUUAGUUUAUUUUUUAAAUCUAAUUUGCAGUCCUUACUCCUGUAUACAAUACCUAUAUAAUACCUGUAUACAUAUGUAUGCAGGUAUUUCAUUUCCAAGGGCUUAGGGUGGGAUUGGGGCUGGUAGUCUGACCAAAGCAGACCUGCGUCUGCAAACUUUUCCAAGAUUGUUCUUCCCUCCAGGGAGCUGAACCACCACUGCUUUACUCUCCUUGCAGCAUAACACAUGCCAUGCCUAAAACACACUUGAUAUGCAUUAAUACAAACUUCCUGCUAUCAGCUAGAUCAAAAUGAGAUUAAUGUGUGUGUAUAUAUAUAUAUACACACACACACAAGUAUCUAUAUGUAUAUGUACAUAUAUAUACAUAUAUAUGCAUAUACUUAUCUAUUCCCUGUUGUAUAUAGAAAUUAUUGCUAUAGCUUACAAAAGUAUUACUUCAAUCUAGGCAUGGGGAACUGAAUCAAGAUUGUUUAGCUGCCAGAGCUGGUACACUCCUCCAGGUUUAGUUUCAUCUCAUGGGCAACUGAUUUUUUGAUUCUUUUUUCUGGACCCAUCUCUGUCCUUGGACUGUUAAUGCUGGGCUUUCUGCUGUUCCUGACAUUCAUUGAAGCAAAGGAUUGAGAAACUUUCCCAGAUUAGUCACUGCAGCCAACCUCCCCUCCCCAAAACCAACAAGAAAAAUUAAAAUCAAUUUACUGCAGCCUUUGAGAACAGCAAAUACAGCCCUGGAUCCCUCCCAUGCAUCCCUUUAAAGUUGUUCAGGAGUAGCAGCACUCCAGGCUAUCCAUUCUGCCAAAGUAGGAGGUGAGCCACAGAAGGUAGUACAGAUUAGCUUGACCACACGUUGACUUGCUGCUUUUAUUUCCCAGUUACCAAGUUGGGAAAUUUUGAAGACUAUUUUUUGAAUUUUAAGCACUUAAGAUGAGGGCCUGGUUACAUAAGAUGAAUUUAGGCAAUUGGGGUUGCAGUAAGGAAAUGGUACUUGCUGUGUUACCAGCCUGGCUCACAGCUCCAUCAUCUCUUACUGAUGUGCCUGGAGGACAAAGGAGAGAGGUUUUUCUAGGGUAGUGUUCAUCUUCCAACCCUCUACUAUCAUCUCAGUGGGAAACAUCCUCUGAAACCCAAAGCUUUCAGUUCUGUGGCACCCCACAAGGACUGCCCAGGCCAGGCUCUCCUGACAUGAGCAGGGCUAAGAGAACAAACACAGCUGCUGGUGAUCCAAAGGGUUUUCUCUUCCCCUGCCCUCUCUCACAUCAGCACCUUCGUGGUUUUAUAUAUACUUUUUGUUCCAGAUUUUUUUGGUGUCUAUUCCAGAACAAAACUGUAAAUGACUUGGCAGAAUGACCCUUUGAUAAACACUGGACAUGUAUCUGUACUAUAUGUAUUAACGUGUAGGAGAGAAUCCUUAUUGUAUGUAAAGUUUUAUGAAUGGUUAUUUUUUAAUUUAUGUAUUUAAUAUAGGAUUCAAUGACCUCUGGUGUUUUAGUUUGUAUAAAAAAUAAAACAGCAUUUUUAAAAAAAAAAUACCACUUUACACUCAUGGAGAUAUUCAGCAUCACUGAAGUCUGUUCGGAGGAAUCACGUUCAAGCUCAGCCACGGAGGCAGAUGCUGGGGCGCGGGGGGUUGUGACACUGAAAGGGAUGGGGAAGUACAUUGGUGUGGGGAGUACAUCGAUUAAAGAGCGAGCGACGUCCCGGCAUGAUCACUAGGAAAAGGGAGGGCACCUAGUGGUCCCAGCGGGAGCCAAGGGUUAAUUUAUUGCUGUUUGCCAGGCCUGUGCAGAAACCAAAACACAAGAGCAAGCUGCUGCCUUUCUGGAGCUCGCGGCGCACGGUGUAGGAGCUCUUGAAGGCUCCUGCCGCCGUUUGGAAUAGAAAACCCCGCUCGCUGCUUUCAGCUGGGCCCGGGGCCGGGGCUGAGGCGGAGCCCGGGCUGAGGAGGGG